CAUCGAGCCAAGGACAGUCUCCAGGGCGACGAGAAAACAACCAAGAAUAAAGGUUACACAUUGUGUAACAAAGUUUCUAUGGAGGAUGGUCAUUGGGCUUGUAAAAGGAUAUCCAAUUCUACUGAACGUAUCGCUUUCACACGGCGGAUCCCUUUCCCCUUUACGCCCAUGCUAGCUAAGUGUCAAACUACUUGGCGCAACAGAUUUAAAACGUAAUAGGCUAGGCCUACUACUUUGAAUGACGUUAGUUACAGCAAAGGAUGUUAUCGAAGCACACGUAUUUCGUCUGUGGAAGAAUGUCGAGAUGUUUUCGGUUUGUUUUUGGGAUCCGCUAGGAAAGCUAAUUUGUAGUCUUUCCUCCCGAGGCUGUUGAUGUCGAGUAUUUUGAGGUGCUACCGAAUUGGGACGAGGAUCCCUCGGGUCGCCUCUGUAGCGCCCCCCUGCAGACUAAAAACUUUCCUCUCUCGAAGUGAUUUCCUCCCCUGUUUUUACUUCCUGUUUUCUACGGGAGUCACUUAGCUCAGCGCCUUUCAUUUCAACUUUUUUCUUUACGCCUGGUACUUCCAUAGUUUCUUCUGGCGAAAUUUGUAACAUCUGUAAGUUAUCUGUUUCUUUCGAUUCGUUCGAACGUGCGCACUCAGAGCAGACUACAUUCUUUGGAUUUUAAGGAGAAAUGCUUGGCUCGAUUUUAUGAUCGGUCCCGAUGGAUUUCACAUAGAUUUUGUUUUGUUUGCUGGACUGUCCACUUAAUCUAUUAUUUUUUCGCCUGGUCCCGUGCUUUACCUUCUAUAGCCUACCCUUAUUUGCUACAAAGGCAAGUCGAUUACUAGAGCUACUUCUUACUUACCUACUUCGACUUAGCUUAGGCUAUCUUUAGUUCUAACGACUAGUUUUGCGGCUAAAUGUUGUCGACUAUGUUUAGUUUAUAAUUGAUGUCUCUUUGAAAGUUAUAAUGGCUGAGCUUCAGCGACCGACGCUGUGCUGUUGUCGGAAAGUGCUGACGGUGCCCAGCAAGUCCUGUGAAGGCGGCCGGACUUUGGGACAAUGUCGCCUGGUGGACAUUGCGUCGGCCUCCAACUUCCACAGCUUUAAACUUCGACACUUUCAUCUUGACCUCCACCUCAACUUUGCUCUGAAGAGGAUGACUGGGUGGCAGGUCCUCGAACUGGUGCCGAUCCAACCUGGGGUGCAAACUCUGGUUUUGGAUACGCACCCGUCCCUACACAUCCAUUCCAUAGACUGUAAGGUACCCGGUACCGCUGGUUCCCCGGAUAUCUUCCUCUCACUUACAUACCGUGUGGACCCUUUCACAGACUACGGUUCCUCGCUAAACAUUAGCCUGCCGGCCUCAGUCAUUCGGCCGCACCGGGCUUUCCAGAUCACCAUCCGCUACACUACGACAGACGGCCCUGCGAUCUGGUGGCUGGACGCUGAGCUGACGUGUGGUCAGACGCGGCCGCUGGUCUUCACGCAGGGUCACUCCGUUUGCAACCGUUCCUUCUUUCCCUGCUUCGACACACCGGCCGUUAAGAGCACCUACUCUGCCACAGUGCGGGUACCAGAGGGUGUGACAGUGCUCAUGAGUGCAUCUCGCAGCGCGUACUCCAAGCAGGACCGCGUCUUCCAGUUCUCCAUGGAGUUCCCCGUGCCUGCCUACCUGGUGGCGCUGGUAGCAGGCGACCUCCAACACGCCGACAUCGGGCCCAGGAGUCGUGUUUGGGCAGAGCCAUGCAUCCUCACCUGUGCGGUCAGUAAGCUGGGAGGCAGUGUUGAGCGCUGGCUGGCCGUGGCAGAGGGACUGUUUGGCCCUUAUGUCUGGGGAAGGUAUGACAUUGUGUUCCUGCCUCCCUCCUUUCCCAUCGUUGCCAUGGAGAACCCGUGCCUGACAUUCAUCAUCUCAUCCAUCUUGGAGAGCCGGGAGUUUCUGCUAAUCGACGUGAUCCAUGAGAUCGCCCACGGCUGGUUCGGCAAUGCCGUUACCAACGCCACCUGGGAGGAGAUGUGGCUGAGUGAGGGGCUGGCCACCUACGCACAGAGACGCAUCACCACCGAGGCUUAUGGCGAGGCCUUCACCUGCCUGGAGACGGUGUUCCGUCUGGACGCUCUGCACAGGCAGAUGCGUCUCUUAGGAGACAACAACCCCGUCAGCAAACUCCAGGCCAAGUUUGAGCCAGGUGUGAACCCCAGCAGUCUGAUGAAUCUGUUCACCUAUGAGAAGGGCUUCUGUUUCGUCUCCUACCUCUCACAGCUUUGUGGCGACAUCAAGCGAUUCGACAGCUUCCUGAGGGCCUACAUUGAGAAGUUCAAGUUCAGCAGCGUGGUGGCUCAGGACCUGCUGGACUUCUUCCUGGGCUUCUUCCCUGAGCUGAAGGAAAACUGUGCGUCACAGAGAGAAGGGCUGGAGUUUGAGCGCUGGCUGAAUGACUGCGGACCCCCUCUAUUUGAGCCCGACCUGUCGGCCGGCGGAGUUCUGACCGGCCCGGUUCAGCGUCUGUGCGAGCUGUGGGGCACCGACGCCCCCGACGCACAGGCCAUCACAACCUUUGACCUCUCCACGUGGAGCACCUUCCAGACGGUGCUGUUCCUGGACCGCCUGCUGGACCGCUCGCCGCUUCCUCACGAGGUGAUGAGCCAGCUGUCGCACAGCUACUCGGCCCUGCUGGACGGCAUGAACGCUGAGGUGCGCAUUCGCUGGCUGCAGAUCGUGGUGCGGAACAGCUUCUACCCCGACCUGCCACGCGUCCGCAGCUUCCUGCUCAAACACACCUCCCGCAUGUACACGGUGCCGCUGUACGAGGACCUGUGUGGCGGGGUGAUGAAGUGCUUUGCCGUGGAGGUCUUCUACCAGACGCAGGCACGCCUGCACCCCAACCUGCGCCGCACGCUGCAGCAGAUCCUCUUCCAGACCAGCGCUGGCACCACCAUGUCCACCGUCUCCGCUCUCCCCUGCACCUCCAGUCCCACCCUGGACGCCUCGCCGGUCCUUGCCCCGCCUGUUUUGGCUCCCCCGACGACCGGCCCCCACACCCGCCGACCCCCCGGCGAACGGGACCAUUGCGCUGCGAGACGUCAACGUUUCCGCGUGACACCGAUUGCGUGGGGGCGGGGGGGUUGCGACCACUGUGACAGAGGGAGGUGUUGUUAAGAUCUCCCAAAGAAGAAGAUGGAGGGAGUGAACGAGGAGGCCACGGAUGAACGAGUGACCAUGGAGAUGGAGGAGAAGCGAGAGAUAAACGAUUGCGAAGGCCAGAGAAGCAGCAAAGGAUGAGGAGAAAGAUCUGGAAAGGACUUGAAACUAAAAAAUGACUCGUGCACCCUUAUCGUGCCUGGUUGAGACUGGAGGGUGGGAGGGGAGGGGAGGAUGAUUGGGGAUGUGGAUGUGUGAGGGGGGGGGGGGUUACAUGCGUCAGAGGACCAGUUCUCACACACUCACUCACAUACACAUUCACCAACACUGGGUUAUUUAUAUGUCAUAAGCUAACCGUUUACGCUGCUCUUGGUGAAGCGACAGAACGAAGAAUCUCUCCUUAGGGUUGAAUUUAUGCUUAGACUCAACUGUUUUGCGUGCGUGUGUGUGUUUGUGUGUGAGUGAGAGAGAGAUGUGUGUGUGUGAGUGUGAGAGUACACUAGAUAGAUCCAAAUGAUCAGUAUGUGUGAGAAUGUCUGAAUGUUUAUAAGUGACACAUUGGCUUACCUAUGCACAAGUUCACGAAUGUGUGUGACAGUUAGUGCGUGAACCCUGGACCAUUUAUUUUUUUCACUACAACUUGGGGGGAGACCUGGCCAAUGGGAUCGGGUCAACCAGUGACAUGAAACCAGUGACAUGAAGGUCUUCACGCUUCCCUGUGCCUGACGGGGUCGAUGGCCGCCUACCGGUCAAUCAUGGGAGAAACAUUCAAAGAUCACGGAGCCAGACGGACCAGCUGCCAUAGGUACCUCUGCCCUGUGCAGUAUUUGAGGGGGUAUUCCCACACGAGAUGCGUUCCUUCAUCAUGACGAUGCCGAUGAUUUAAAAAAAAAAAAAAAAAAUCAUGAACAGAAUCGAGUGUCCCUUUGUGAUGAAAGUGAGAUAUCAUGCUUGCAUAAGGCUCGCCAGUUUUCAUGAGCUAGUCACAUCCAUGGUAGCGAUCAGGAGUGGUGGUGUGGUUGUUUAUCCUCUCUCCACACGAGUUCAACUGGAAAUUUGUCCUCCUUUCUCAGUUUGGAUUUGUCCCAAGAGCCCCUUUUUCCUUCCUCUGACCCCACCCACCCAACCAACACACACCACCUGACCUCUGUGCCUGGUGCUAAACUCCUCCCACCUGUGAUCUCAGGUAUGUCCGUCAAGAGUGGAGUGGGCAGGGCAAACACAGGUGCCUUCUGGAAGCUUUUGCACUGUUGUGGAACAUGAUGUCACAACACUGCUGCCCUGGAGUUCUGAGGGUUCCUUUGUGUAGUAGACCCUCCUAGCCAUAUGUCUGGUUCAAUAACAGUAAUAAUGUCAGCGUUCCAGAGACUUUGCUCACAUUCAAGUGCAUCACUCCUAUGUUAAUGACAUAGGAGUUAUGUUCUUUAAGUGUUUUUUUUUUGUUGUUUUUGUUAUUUGGAUGAGUUGUAAAAAUAAACACAAUGUAAAUUGAAUGUCUAAAGAGGGACUAAUCAUGUAUUGAUUUAGUUGGUUUGCAAUGUCAUUGGUAGAGAGCAGUCCUCAUCCAGGUUGUAAUUUUGUUAUAAACAAAUGUAAUGGUCCAUGGCAGAGGAAUGGAAAAUAGUUGAAUUUGUGUUUUAAGAUAGUGUUGUUUUACUUUCCAAGUGUGGGUGUGGCAGUGGAUAUAGCCUACACAUUGGUGGGAUACUCGGUCGUUACAAGCCUUAAUCAACUGCACAGGUGAAAACAAACAUUUAUUUUCAAAGUUUUGCAGGUAAUAAAUAAAACUUUCGAGAAAU
Molecule: messenger RNA, 4926 nt
Organism: Alosa sapidissima (American shad)
Lineage: Eukaryota; Metazoa; Chordata; Actinopteri; Clupeiformes; Clupeidae
Gene: rnpepl1
Product: arginyl aminopeptidase like 1
Exons: 11
Coding region: 953-3145 (730 amino acids)
Biological process (GO): proteolysis
Molecular function (GO): metalloaminopeptidase activity; zinc ion binding
Source: RefSeq, a predicted model, not a curated record